Chaetura pelagica (chimney swift) is the source of this 3099-nucleotide messenger RNA. It is a transcript of the gene DYNC2I1, whose product is annotated as WD repeat domain 60. Lineage: Eukaryota; Metazoa; Chordata; Aves; Apodiformes; Apodidae. Gene Ontology annotation, molecular function: dynein light chain binding; dynein heavy chain binding. Bases 1 to 3099 code for a protein of 1032 amino acids. The record is from RefSeq and is a predicted model, not a curated record. Gene Ontology annotation, biological process: intraciliary transport. The transcript is spliced from 23 exons. Gene Ontology annotation, cellular component: cytoplasmic dynein complex.
AUGGCAAAAAAUACCAUUGUUACGGAAUUCACACAGCACACAAUAGAGUCUGAUUUGUUGGCCAAUCCAAGUUACAGCUCUGCUGCAUCACAACCAGGUAGUCAAAAUGAAGACCAAAAGCACCGAGAAAAGAAACUGUCAAAAGAUAAGUCUGUUCAUGACACAGAUGCUCAUAAACAUGAACACAAAGACAGAGGGAAGAGCAGGGAAAGAACAAGAGAGAGAGAGAGAUUUAAAUCUGGUGAAAGAGAGAGGGAUAAAAUGAGAGAGAGAGAGAGGGGGAAAGAGCACUCAGGAGAAGGAGACCAAGAAAGAUACAAAUAUAAGCUUCAAGAGUCAAAUUUAAAGAAGGAAAAAUACAGUGUACCAAAAGAUAAAGACAGGGAGAGUGAUAGAGAAGGAGACAAAAAGCAUAAGAGACAUGAGAUAAAGCAAAUAGAUACACAAAACAAUCUGAAAUCAUAUGAAGGAAGAGAUAAAGAACAUCACAGAAGAAGAGAAAGCAGGCAUCAUUUGGAGGAGGAGAAAACAAGAAGUGAAGAGCGAGAAAGAAGAGAUAGAGAAAAGAAGGAUUAUGAUACUAAAAGAAACAUUGACAAAAUUUUAGCCUACAAAGUUCAAGAAGGUGGACGGGUACACAGGUUACAAAAAGAUCAGGAGUCAGAUAAAGAGGGAGAAAGAAGACAUAGAGAAAAAAAAGAGCAUUCUGUGAGGCCAGAAAAAGACAGGCUUUCGAAAGAGAGAAGUCAUAAACGUUAUGAAGAAGAAGAAAGGCAUCAAUCAAAGAGAUCUAAAGAGAGAUCUUCCCAUGGACACAGAGAAGGACAACCAGAAGAAGCUACUGAGAGACUGAAAAGUAGAGAAAGUGAAAGAAAGAAGAGUGAUCGAAGGAACAGCGAAGAAAAAAGAGAGGAGAGGAUUCAAGAACAAAUGAACCAUCAAGUUGUAAGAACUGUAAAAGACAGAGGAAAACUCAUUGAAAAAGAGGAGAAGAAUGCAAGGCAAGAGGAAAUAAAAGAUACACACAUCUCUAAUUCAGACAAGGGAUUUGAUAACUUUUCAGAAAAUUAUGAAGAUGACUUUGAAGAUUAUGAAGAUGAUUUUGAUGAUGAUGAUGAAGACAAAAGUGGUGAAGAAAGAGACACAGAAGAAAACCUUAGAGAGACUAAAUUUUCCAGAACAUCUGAAAUUGAAGAAAUUCAAAGAGCAAUUAGUGCAGAAAAUGAUAGAAUUUUCACUUCACUGCCAAAUGAAACAGAAAAUGAAAAAAAGGAACCAAUUAUGGAAAGGAAAUACCCUGCUGUCAGAAACUCUUAUUGUGGAAUAUUCAUGGAUUUUAAAAUGGCAAACCAACGACAAAGUAGCCGAAAUAUUGCUAGUAAGCUGAAAAAACGGAGUUCAGAACUUCUCCCUCUCAUUGAUCUGGACUUCUCAGUUAGUUUUUCUUUAUUGGAUUUGCCUCCUGUAAAUGAGUACGACAUGUAUAUCAGGAACUUUGGUAAAAUGAACACUAAGCAGGCAUAUGUUCAAUGUAAUGAGGACAACCUCGAGAGAGACAUUCAGACUGAGGAAGUUGAGAUGUUGGAGAAGUGGACGCAGCAUCCAGGAGAAAGUGCCCUUGUAUCUGGAGGUGAAGAACAUUUUUAUCUCACUCACUUAUCACUAACACCUCAGAUUGAUUCACAGAGGUUAACAGAUUUCCUCCGGUCUGCUUGCCAGGUGAUUGCUGUUUUGCUAGAGGAAGAUCAAGUUGCAACACAACCCAGGUGGAAAUUAGGAUCUGGACAAACCAGUCUGUCUAUUAGUGAUAGCUGUUUCCAGUUAAAUACUAACCAGCCAUUCCUCCAUGACAGAAAAAUAUCCUGCCUUUGUGUAUCUCAAGUUCAGAGGCAGACACUACUUUCUGUUCAUGGAUUACCUAAAAAGGCAACUGUUGGUUUACUGAACAGAAAGAGCAUCAUAUGUGUUUGGAACAUCUGGCAGCCCUCCAGUCCUCAAAAGGUUUUAAUAUGUGACUCAGAGGUGGUAUGUUGCUGCUUCAGUCCCAGUAAAGCAACCUUGGUUUUUGCUGGAACAAUAGAUGGUUCAUUGUUGAUGUGGGAUCUUCGAGAAGAGGUGAGAAUGCACCCUCAUAUGAUGAUCAGUGAAACUGACUGGACAUUCAGAGUGCCAACGUUUUCCACUGAUGGCAUUCUCAACUCAGUAAGCCACACCUCUCCUAUACUAGCAGUGGAACCUGUCUCAGCCUCUCUCUACGCUGAUCCAAAUUAUGGACUUUCAAGCCUCUCCUACCAGGAGGAAAUAUCAAGUCAUCCAUUUCAGAUAGCUUCAAUGGAUGAAAAUGGAAUCCUCAAUAUGUGGGUGGUUGUUGAAUUACAAAAAGUGGAUUUGGCUGGUUCACAAACUGAUUUAGGUUUAAUUCCUGGAGGGAAAGUGAAGUUAGUCCAUAGCUCUACUAUGGACUUAAAUAACAGCCUUUUCCCAAAGGAUGUGCGCCAGAGAAUGCCCCAGACACUGACUAUUAAAUUUCUGUCUUCUAAUCCUAAUAAUUUCAUUGUUGGAACAAACAUUGGGCUGGUAGGCCACGGUACAAGGCAUGAUUUGAAAGUUUUUCCAAAGCUAUUCAGACCCCGGGAGAGUGCACUCAGAUCAAUAAGCAUCAAUGCAAUUGAUUUCUUCCCUUUUGGAAAGCCACUAUUUUUGGUUGGCUGUUCAGAUGGAAGCAUUAGAUUACACCAAAUGACAUCAGAGUAUCCCCUCAUGCAGUGGAAUGACAGCACAAAUGGGCAGCCAGUUAUUGCCCUACAGUGGGCUUUAACUAGACCCUCUGUGUUUUUUGUCCUGGAUGCAUUGUCUAAUAUUUACAUUUGGGAUCUUCUGGAAAAUGAUUUGUUGCCUGUGGCAAAGCAGGCUAUUCCAACAGAGACUGUUGUAACUAUGGCUCUAUUGGGAGAACCAGAAAAACUAAAUGGAUUAUUAGGCAUCGCACUGGCCAAAGGAUCUGGACAGAUAGACAUUCAGUAUGUUAAGAAGAAGUGGGCAUUACAUCAGCCUGAGGAAUGUAAAAAACUACAUUCCAUUUUAUUGCAGUCUUUUUAG